This is a messenger RNA of Patella vulgata (common limpet), 11068 nucleotides long. RefSeq names its product acyl-CoA:lysophosphatidylglycerol acyltransferase 1. The transcript is spliced from 5 exons. NCBI's taxonomy places the organism in Eukaryota, Metazoa, Mollusca, Gastropoda, Patellidae. Bases 1 to 918 code for a protein of 305 amino acids. The record is from RefSeq and is a predicted model, not a curated record. Gene Ontology annotation, molecular function: acyltransferase activity. Gene Ontology annotation, cellular component: endomembrane system.
AUGAGGUAUUAUACAGGAGGAUAUCGAGUAAUCGAAGCUGGUGAUAAUAUCUGUAGUUUAGAAGAGAAGGAAGCCAUUUUUAUAGCCAAUCACCAGACAACUUCUGAUACGACCUUGUUAAUGACAGCGCUUGGGUCUCGUGGACUCGUUAGUGGUCGAGUAUUAUGGGUUAUGGAUCACAUGUUUAAAUAUACAAACUUUGGUUGGAUCUCACAAGUACGAGGAGAUUUCUUCAUUGCUCAGGGUAAAGAUACGAGACAAGCUCAACUGACAGCGUUUAAAGAUCAUUUGAUCAAUAUUUACUUGACGAGGUUCAGGAAAUGGAUCGUUCUGUUUCCAGAGGGAGGUUUUCUUAGAAAUAGAUUAGAAGCUAGUCAAAACUUUGCCAAGAAACAUGGUUAUCCAGUAUUAAAUCACUGCACUCUGCCAAGGUUAGGUGCAAUUAAAGUUAUACUGGAUACUCUUGCUGAAGACACUAACAAUCCAGACUCAAAUAAUAAAGGAGAAAAAGAAUCUCACAAGAGGCCAUUAAAAUGGUUGAUAGAUGUAACUAUUGGUUAUCCACCAGGUGGAGCUCUCAGUGCACACGGAGUCGCUCUCGGUUGGUAUCCACCAACUGAUACAAUACUUCACUAUCGAGCUUAUCCAGUGGCGGAUAUUCCUAAAGAUACGGAAGGUCUAACAACUUGGCUGUAUGCACGUUACACAGAAAAGGAUCAAAUGUUAGAGAAUUAUUACAAGAAUGGUACGCUAGAAGAUACGACAGAAUCUCCGAAACGUGUUUUACCACUGGGUCGAACAGGUGUUUUAGAUAUUGAUGUAAUACAGAUUAUAAUGUUCCAUAUGUUUUAUCUUGUGUCGACAUAUAUUCAUUAUGUUUAUCUUCUUCGACCCAUUCUAUCCUUUAUAGGAUUAUGAUAUGGUAUUAUUAGCUACUUUUGCUUUCUCUUGUGAACGAUUCGCGUUUAUCUUUUUAAUUACUCAUCUAUCUGAUCUAAUUCUCCCCCUUUAAACGAUAAUAUGAUAAAUAGAUAUAUCAUUUUAAUUUAUUAUUAUUAUUAUUAGCUACUUUCACUUUUGAGUAUAAUUUACUUUCACUUUUGAGUAUAAUUUACUUUCACUUUCUCUUGUGAACGAUUCUCAGUUCUCUCCCUUUAAACAUAAACAAACUCAAUUGUGCUAAUCAUAGUGCAUGUAUGUUAGAAUUAUUAUUAGCUACUUUCACUUUUCAAUAUAGUCUACUUUCACUUUUCCUAUAUAUGACUGAUUCUCUCUUGUUCGAAAGCAACAUAACAUUGGUUAGUUUGCGAAAAUCUGAUUUUGUAAUAGUUGAGUAAAAUGAAAGUUGUCUGCGAGAUCAUGCUCAAUGGAAGCAGACAUUAAGUCGUAUGACCGAACUGAAAGAAAAAUGUUUUAAUAUACAAGUCCAACACGGUAAUGCUGCUUAAGAUGUAUACGGUAUGAAGUUAAUGAUUCGGCAUGGACAUGGCACAUUGAAAAAAAGUGUGACAUUUAAAUUUUAGUUGUUUUCACUUCUAAUUUCUCUGUUGAUAUUUAUUUGUCAGAAAAAUAAUUUUUCCCUAAUAUUUUGAUGUUGAGGGCUAUGUAAGGUAUUGAUAUUGCCAUGUUUAUAAAUGGGGAAAACCCAUUUGAUUAUUAAGGGUAUUAUUAUUAAUACUGGAAUAUAAUUUCUGUUUGGACUAUAUUAUCACUUUAAGUAUCAAAUGAGUUACAUAGACGAAGUUGGCUUGUUGACAAUACAGUCUCGAAACAUAGACGGAGUUGGCUUGUUGACAAUACAUUCUCGAAUCCACUGGUGAUGAAAAUCAGUCAUAAUUGCAAUCAAAAAUCCAACUAAAUAUUUGGGAGAACAAAUAGUUUUAUAUUAGUUAUUGCAUGGUUUUAUCUUUGAAGUAUGAGUUAUUAACAAAUUCAUAUUAUAUUGUUAAAUUAACAUCAAUUGUGAAUUCAAACUCUAACUAACCGCUUUAUAUUUAAACUUGAACUUAGACUGCUUUAUAUUCAAACAUGGACCGGUUUAUUUUAGAACUUGGACCGUUUUGUAUUCAAACUUGGACCAUUUUAUAUUUGGUCUACUUUUUUUUUUAUAUUUGGACUACUUUCAUUUUAUCUGUUUAUUUGCUCAUCUUUUUCACUAUUCUCUCUCCUUUCAAAUAUAAUGAAAUUAUUCAUGGCAUUUUCGGAGGAUUCCAAAAUCUGUCCAGCAACCUGUCUGUAGAAUAUAUUCUACAUGAGAUUAUCAGGAUAAUCGCACAGAUGCAAUACGGAUUAUCUAAGUGAUGGACAGAUGCCAUAUGUAUUAUCUUAGUGGUGGACAGAUGCCUGGACAGAUGCGAUAUGGAUUAUCUAAGUGGUGAACAGAUGGCUGGACAGAUGCGAUACGGAUUAUCUAAGUGAUGAACAGAUGCCUGGACAGAUGCGAUAUGGAUUAUCUAAGUGAUGAACAGAUGCCUGGACAGAUGCGAUAUGGAUUAUCUAAGUGGUGAACAGAUGGCUGGACAGAUGCGAUAUGGAUUAUCUAAGUGGUGAACAGAUGGCUGGACAGAUGCGAUACGGAUUAUCUAAGUGAUGGACAGAUGCGAUACGGAUUAUCUAAGUGAUGGACAGAUGCCAUAUGGAUUAUCUUAGUGGUGGACAGAUGGCUGGACCUAUGCGAUAUGGAUUAUCUAAGUGGUAAACAGAUGCGAUACGGAUUUUCUAAGUGGUGAACAGAUGCGAUAUGGAUUUUCUAAGUGGUGAACAGAUGCGAUACAGAUUAUCGGAGCGGUGGACAGAUUUUGAGGUCUAGCCAUAUUGUUUUUAAAAUCAUUCAUGUUUUGAAUUUGUAUAAACAUUUCUAGCGUAACUUUAUACUAUAAUAUUUGGGUUCUCAUUCUUCCAAAAUAGGUGAUGUGGGAGGGAGGAAAAUAUCUGAUGUGGGCGGGGGUUUAUUUAUUUUGUUAAUGGAACAUGUGACUAAUUGACUUCCCAUAAACAUCACAUUUGAAGGUUCUACGUCAGAAAAUCUCUUACAUGAUGACCAAUUGUUGUAUUACUCAGUUAAACCUAAUACAAGCUUAUUUACCAACUGUUUAUUCACGUUUAUAUAAUUGUCAUGUUACGUAUCUAAACUUUAUUCUUCCUGUAUACAAAGUUUAUAUACAAUCAAGAAUUAAAAAUAAUUGAAGAGUCUAGGGGAAGAACGAUCGAAGUCAUAUUUUUGUCUUUUGGACGAGAAUGCUUGACGCGAACAGAACGAGUGGGUUUAAUUACCACUUCAAAAUGAUGUUUAAUACAAAUCAUAAUUACCAGUACAACAACUGACUUCCACUUUUCAGCCAAAUUAAAGUCAAAUAAAGGCUACGAUGGACGUAUUUGUCCGGGAGGACAUUUCAGAAGAGCCUUGGGUUGAUGUGACUCCGAUAGUUUUUACCUGAAAUUGAUUGUUACACAGAAAGAUUUUUUACAAUUUGCUACCAGAUGGCUUAGUUCGUUCUUCCCCGGGGCUCUUCAAUUGUCAUCUAGAUCUACACAAGAAAUCAAGCCAGAUUAUUUUUUUUUUAUUUUUCUAUGACCUUAUAUUUCAACAAGUGACUGCCUCUUUAUGUUUUUAGGUUUUUUUAGUUGCAUUUUUAAGAGAGAAAAACAAAAGUACCAUAAAGCAUAGUUUUUUGUUUUAAUCGGGAAAAUCAACGUUUUUUUGUAAAUAUUAAUCUAUUUUAAUCAUAUUAAAACCACUGGUCACCAUUUUGAAUUUUCUUAGACGCCUUUUGAUUUUUCAGAGCUAAAGCCUGUUAUCCAUUUACCUUUUCACAAGUUAUUUGGAAAUGGCCCCAUUACCGACUUUUUAACCAGGGAAAAUGGUUCUUAAUCCAAGCUAAAAUGUAUGGAACCCAGAUUAAUUCAUUAACAUUUGAUUCAGAAUACAAAACUGUAAUAUCAACUGCUUGGAUUCCAACAAAUUGAAGAGUUGUAGGGUAAAAGAUUUUACCCAAAUCCUUGGACAAACCAAUCUAAUUACUAGUUAAUCAGGGUCCUAAUCAAAAAGUUUUACCGAAACCCUCGGGUAAGUCAAUCUAAUUACUAGUUAAUCAGGCUCUUCAUCUAUAAAUAAGUAACUGAAUGCUUGUCACAAGUUGUGUGAAAACUUUUAAACCUUAUAGAUUUGAAACUAAACGCAAUCAAGAGCAACUAAGUAAUUUUUGUUUUAAAUUAGUCUUUUAAUUUGUAAGCAGAAGUUUCAAUAGAUGUUCCCAAAGAGAGGAAAUUUACAUUGUAUUUUGUAUAACGUCUGUAGAGGAUGAAAUAUGUUUGGUAUUUUCAUUUCAUUAUAUCAUUGUCAAAUACUGAACAAACUGAUAUUCCUUGUAGAAAUUCAUCUUUCAUAAUAUUAUAGGUUGUCAGGGAUUCAGAAACCCUUAAAUGAUGAACAGUGGUUUUAAUUAAUAAGGCUUUUUUCAUGUAAUUUGGAUUUCAUGGUCUGGUUGAUUAAGGGAAUACUCUACUCGACUUUAUGUAUUUUACAAUAAAUCAUGGUGCUAUCAAUGUAAAAUUUUCAGGAAAUGUUCAUAUAGCCAAAAUAAGCCUAAUCAGCAGUUUUUGGGGAAUUUGUUUAUUGGUUAACAUGGAAACGGAAAAUUUUAUUUUUAUACUUACAAUAAGUCGUUCUCUAAAAGUUUACAACCGAUCUGACUGAAACUCAUACAUGUAAUUUUCAGUUAUCUAAAUAAAUAUUUAGUGUCAAGCAUAAUUUUUACAUAAUUAAUGAAUAACAACACUAUGUAGAUAACUGCAGGGUGAAAUGUACUGGGAACGUUUUAAAACAAGUCACAAGUUUCUAUCAGAGAAUGAUUCUUUUUAAGUUUAAAAUUAAAUUCCCCAUUUCCAUCCAAAACUGCUGUUUAGUGUUAUUUUGACUAUUUGAACAAUUCCUGAAGAUUUAAUGUUUAUAACACUGUAAGAAGUGAGUUAUUUUAAAAUGUUGAGCAGUGUCUUCCGUUAAUUCUUUUACUAUUAUAAUAAAUAUUCAUCCUGUAGAUUAAGAUAACUGUGUUGAAAUAUGCUGAUAUUAUUAUAUUUGUUAAAUGUUAUUGUUUGGUUUUUUUUUUCAUAAACAUAUUCUAUACUGUUGCUUUUUUACUAGAAUUUGGUAGCUCUGAUCAAUUAGUAUUGUUUUCUAAUUUUAUAAAACGUGAGUGGUCAUUAGUGACCUGGAUGGUUGUGACUAUUAUCGUUCUGAUCAUACCAGUGUGUAGCUUAAGUCAUCGGGGGGGGGGGGGGGCUUGGAUGGCUGAAUGGUUAGCGUGCGCGCGCUGUAUCAUAAAGUCUGUCAUUGAGUUGACUGGCGUGGUUUCGAAUCCCCGGUUGUACGUGACAAGGAGUAGGGUCGCCUGUCCAACCUCGUGGGUUUUCUCCGGGUCCUCCAGUUUCCUCCCACUGCUAAAGACCCCUACGCGCAAGCGAAUUAUUGAAAUAAAUAUUAAACCAUAUGUUAGUCCCGAAAUGACCUAGUUUGUGUCGAGUGGACGUUAAACCCCAUUUCUCUCUCUCUCUUAAGUCAUCGUUACUGAUAUGUGAAAGUUAUAAUGUUGGAUUUAAAAUAGGUACGUUGUUCUGGUUCUCAUGGGUUCUGAGUCCGAGAAGUAAAUUGUGAAUGAGUGACGUCAUAAACGUAAUACUUCAUCACGUGACCUACUGAUUAGAGCCAGUGGCAUAAUUUCAAAUAAAUCUGGAGCCAUGGUGGCUAAGUGGGUAAGAUGCUUGCUCGCUAGCCUGAAGGUCGCAUGUUCGAUCCCUUCAUUGUCCGAGAAAGUUCAUCAGGAUAUUUCGACAUGGUUUCUCCUUGUCAAUGCUGCAGGGUGGAGGGCCUGAAAAACCGAGGUCCUAUGUUUACAUUGGUGUGCACGUAAAAGAUCCCUUGGCAGUUGGAAUUCGAUAUAAGAGUAGGCCAUAGUGCCGCUGCUCAAGCAAAAUUUCCCUCAUAGCACACUGUAUGGCAUAUGCCCGUCUUCAUUAGCCCAGUCGGGGCAGAACAGUAGGACGUUAAGCCCCAUUUCAUACAUAAGGACUGUAUUUCAUCUAGAUUAAGGAAUCCUUUUGACUCGGUACUAAAAUCGACUUGUCCCCACCUCACAAUGGUGCAUGUCUUUUUACCCAAAAUUCUGGUAUUUACUGAGUGGGAAUGCGGGAAUCCAGCGUUACUAUUGCUACAUGACUCGCAUAAACCAGGCUACUCACCGUAUAAUUAGAAAAGAAUAUUUUUUGAACAGGGUUAGAUGUUUGAGUUUUAUUUAUUAUAUUUUAAAACCAAUAAUUAAUAAAACAUAAUAUAUGUAUAUUUAUAAAUGUGGAAAUUCUUUUGCUUAAUGGACGACUGUAUAACUUUAUCCUUAAUGGACGACUGUAUAACUUUAUGCUUAAUGGACAACUGUAUAACUUAUGGACGACUGUAUAACUUUAUGCUUAAUGGACGACUGUAUAACUUUAUGCUUAAUGGACGACUGUAUAACUUAUGGACGACUGUAUAACUUUUGCUUAAUGGACGACUGUAUAACUUUUGCUUAAUGGACGACUGUAUAACUUUAUGCUUAAUGGACGAUUGUAUAACUUUUGCUUAAUGGAAGAUUGUAUAACUUUUGCUUAAUGGACCACUGUAUAACUUUAUGCUUAAUGGACGACUGUAUAACUUUUGCUUAAUGGACGACUGUCUAGUACACGUUUCAUGUGUGGAAUAUUGUCUAUUACUUAUUUCAUCUGUGGAAUAUUGUCUAGUUCAUGUUUCAUCUGUGGAAUAUUGUCUAUUACGUAUUUCAUCUGUGGAAUAUUGUCUAGUUCAUGUUUCAUCUGUGGAAUAUUGUCUAGUUCAUGUUUCAUCUGUGGAAUAUUGUCUAGUACAUGUUUCAUCUGUGGAAUAUUGUCUAGUUCAUAUUUCAUCUGUGGAAUAUUGUCUAGUACAUGUUUCAUCAGUGCCAGUGGAAAUGACAAAUGAUAGAAACUGUUUCUUGUAAAUUUUUAUGUUUGUGUAAUGUUCUUCAUUGUUUCCUGUACCAUAAACUAUCUAAUUGCCUCUCGAGACGUCGAUUGAGCUGGUCAACUGUUCAAUCAUAACUUUGAGGAUCUACAGAAAAUAGCAAGUCUUUGUAAGCUCUUAGAAUUAUUUGUUUUUAAAAUCAUAUGUUUUUGUUUGAAGUGUGUGUAGAUGUGUUAUAUCAGCAGAUGUGUUAUAUCUGUACAGGUGUGUUAUAUCUGUGAGCAGGUGUGUUAUAUCUGUUUAGAAUGUUUAUAACCCUACAGGACAAGUUGCGUAUGUACAAUAAACAAAUUCUGCCAUAUUUUGCCCAAAUUUAUACAAGGAUUAUCGAAGGUACUUCAGGAUAGGAUAAGAAAAUUCAGUGGAAUAUUCAAUGUCCUUUUACAAAUUUAACAUUGUUGAAAUACGAACAGUUUUAAGUGAUUUUAGACUUUUAUUAGUCUGACUAAAAAAGACAGAAUGAGACUAGGCCUAUUAGCAAAUUUAAUCGGCAAUAUAGACCCAAAAAUAUAGGUUGGAUAAUCCUGGUUGUAGAUUCAAAUCGACUUGAAAUUCUGUUAAUAUUUACCUGAAAAUGCCGGACUGUUGCCUGAUAAACCCAAAUUAUAAAACAGUAUUAAAAUCUAGAUUUGAAUUAGAUUUAUUCAUUAAUAGAAAUAGAAAUAAUUAAUUUUGAUGCAUGUGAUAGAUGGUAGAUAUCCCUAAUAUUGUUUAUUUCUUCAGUUUCAGAAAAAGAAAAAUCGGGGAUAAUUUUUUUUUUAGAUUUCAAAUGUUUCAAAUACCGGUAGAUUAUGGUAAAGAGACAUUUGAGUCAUAAAUUUUUUCUAAUUUCUAGUUUGUUUGUUUGUGUUUUUUCAAAACUUCCAUAGAAGAUAAGAAAAACAAAAAAUGUAGCCAUUUUUUCUUAAUCUGGAUAUCUGUUUUUAAAUUGCAAGCUGUAGGCGAGUUAAUUCUUAAUACUGGACUAUCUGUAUCAGAUUUAAUUGAAAUUAAUUUUAAAUUUUAAUUCCAAAUAUUUUUUUGUUUGUGUGAUUUUGAAGUUCACACUAUAGUAUAAUUAGAUGGUAAGACGGUGAAAUGUAGACUAAAUUAUUAUUACUAUGUAAUUAUUAACAACUAAGUGUCUACAUCAGAGGGGGAAUAAGUCAAUUUACAACGUUUCAGUUGUCAAUAUGUAGCAUCUCUUAAACCCCAGUCCUGACCAGUUAGUACCAUUAAUUUAGCCAGAAACAGAAUUUGUUUCAAGGUUUAAACAUUUUACCUUUUAAAAUUUAGAAAGUUUGAACUAUAAAAGGUAUAUUAGCUUGUUAUUGUAAUUAUGAUUUAAAUUUGGGCUUGUUCAUAUUUUACAGCACCCCUGAGAAGACUCUCCCCCCCCCCCCCCCUCGUUGCUCUGAGCUAGUUACGGCCCUGGGUUAUUGGAAUUAUGGUUCAAAUUUGGGCUUGUUCAUAUUUUAUGUAAGUAACUACAAACUCUGUCAAAAUUCAGUUUUAAUCUAUAAUUGCAUUUCAACAACCGCUAAAUAUAGAUAAACCAUUGUUGCUCUUAAAUGCUGCUUUCCCAGUCGGUGCAGAAAAGUAGGAUUAUAUUUUUCUUAAAUGAAACAGGGUUUGACAUCCUACUUUUCUACACCAACUGGGAUAAUGAAAGCAGGGAGUUUGUCAAUUUCUUUUAAAUGUAUGUGUGUGGAUAUUUUUUGCUAGAAUAGUUCCCAGUUCAUAAACACUAUAUUUUGUAUUUUUGCCUUAAAAAAAAAUACUCAAUGAUUAGAAAUCAGGGAAUCCUGAAAUUUGUGGAAACCAAAAAUUGAUUUUAGUUUUCUUGUGAUAAGUAAGAUGUCUUGACGAGAAUUAUAAGCAUUUUGAUACCUGUUUGCUCACCUAUUUUAAUUAAUAUAAUAAAUGAACGAGAUUUUAAGGACUGCAUCUUGAACUGCCCUUAGUUCUGUUACUUUGUUAGCUAUCCUCGGUAAGGAUGGAUGGUAUUUGUUGUAUUACUAGUUGAUCAAGACUAAACCUACUCCACUGUACUAGUUGAUCAAGACUAAACCUACUCCACUCGACUAUUGAGAGUCUGGAGCCAAUACAAUGAGUUUGUCAUGAUACAAUAAUUAUAAGUUUGCCGUGAUCACAAUACAAUAAUUAUAAUCUCCAUCAUUUGUUUUAGUUACACAUAAUAAAGAAGGGACUAAAUAAUAAAAAUCCAUUGGACCAGGUAGUUCCAAAUAAUACAGAGAUAGUCCCAUCCUUACCAAGGUUAGCUAAUAUACUGAAACCAGGACAAGAUGUAAAACCAUGGACAUGUCGCUAUUAAUUCACGAAUCCAUGGUAAAACCACGGACGCUAUUUAUUUACUAGUCCAUGGUAAAACCCGGUGAUAUUAGUUUAACUGUUGACUUGUAGAUUAGAAAAAUAUUUAAUCACAGUCUGGCUAAAUAACAAAUGGCUAGACAAUAGUUGACAGUGUGUAAUUAAUUAUUUAUUCAUAGUCUGGCUAAAUAACAAAUGGCUGGACAAGAAGAAUUUAUUGAAUUGUUUUUAUAAAUAUAAACUUAUCUUUUAACCAUAAACAAAAGAAGGAUAUUUAUAAAUGUCAAUUUUUAAAACAUAUUUUUGGAUAUUUUUCAUUAAUUGUUUUUUUUUUUUUUUAUCAUUGUCUUUUUAUUUAAGUAAAUUGCUACCUGCAGAUGAUGGUGGAAGCUAAACAUUGUAGAAGCAAUUGUAUAAUUGAGUCUGCCCUUGGUCGCUGUUUAGUUUGUAUACAUAUUUAUAACUAUUUGUGAAGACUACCAGUGGUUGAGAUCAUUUCCUUACUGAAAAUUCAUCUUGCAGGAAAUCUGGGUUCGGAUAGGGUUAAGCUUGCACUAUAACCCAGGUAUUUUUAAUCUCAUCUAUUUAGCACUAAUUUCUUUCACAUUUAUUCAAUAUCAAAUCUUUGUUUGAAAAUUUAUAAAAUCAUUUAAAAUCACCCAAAAUCAUCUAAUUUGUUCUUGUGUCCAGUUUAAAGCUGACCAUUCAGUUUUGAUAAUGAGUGUCGAAUUUACAAGCGUUUAAUUUCUCAAUCACUGUUCAAAAAUAAAACCCCUUGAUUAAACAUGCAUUAUGCAAGAACAGUAGGACGUUAAACCCCAUUUCAUUACAUUUCUGUGAUUAUUGCAAGUCUUAAUUUAGGCUUCAGAUGUUAUAGAAAUUAUAAAUUAGAUCUUUAUUUAAACAACAAGCCCAAAAUCAACUCUGUAGACCCACGGAUGGCUCGGCUACAGCUCGGAUUUAAAUAGGAUUUCACUUAUUGAUAAAUUCAAAUAUGGCGCACCCUGAUGAGAAUACGUCAGUUAGAUCGAGGCUAAAUGAUAGAGUGUACUUAGCGAGGCCGCUGUAGAGCGUGCCAUUGAAAACUUUACUUGAUAAUCGAGAUAUGUAGGUGGAGUUAACGCCUGCCAAUCAAACAAUCGGCUAAGGUGAAGACACAUUUCACUACCAUUUCUAGUCAAAUAUUACAACGAUGAUAACUAUGUUCAGAAUAAAGUAAUUUGACUGAAAUUUUCAAUAUAUUCGUCUUUCAUCAUCUACUUUUGAACUGUUAUAGCAAGAAUGGCCAACUCUCUAUAAAAAUCUCCCAUAAUGUAUCUUUAAUAAUGAUUAAUAUUUGAACAGUGGUCAGGAAAUUAAAUACUUGUAAAUUGGACACUCAUUAUCAAAAUUACUCAGUCCGCUUUAAACUGGACACGAACAAAUUAGGUGAUUUGGGGUGAAUUUAAGUGAUUUUUACAAAUUUUUAAAUAGAUUUGAUAUUGAACGAAUGUGAAAGAAAUUAAAUGAUACCCAAGUUAUAGGGAUGUCUUUCCUUAGCCCCAACCCUUUGUGGUUCCCACUUCAGCCAAAGCAGCCUAAAAUAGCCUGUCCGCUACCGAAAUCAUUCACUCUAGUCUAAUGUACGUAUAGUAUGUAUGUUGUGUACACAUGUAAUUAUUUAUUAUCAAUAUGUAUUAUAUCAUUUUAAUAUUAGAUUAAAUAAAUAUUAUUUGUAUUGACUUCCAA